GGGAAGUGCGGCUCCGCGGUGCGGAGGGAUCUGCGGUAGCUGCGCUGUGUGUGAAGUACCGGCGGCUGGAGAGGCGGCUGGUGCGGCCCUGCCAUGUUCAAGAACACGUUCCAGAGCGGGUUCCUCUCGGUGCUGUACAGCAUCGGCAGCAAGCCGCUCCAGAUCUGGGACAAGAAGGUGCGCAAUGGCCACAUCAAACGAAUCACUGACAAUGACAUUCAGUCCUUGGUGCUGGAGAUUGAAGGAACUAAUGUCAGUACAACCUACAUCACAUGCCCUGCGGACCCGAAGAAGACCCUAGGCAUCAAACUACCUUUCCUAGUGAUGAUCAUCAAGAACCUGAAGAAAUACUUCACAUUUGAAGUGCAGGUGCUGGAUGAUAAGAACGUUCGCCGGCGUUUCCGAGCAAGUAACUACCAGAGCACAACCCGGGUGAAGCCCUUCAUCUGCACCAUGCCCAUGCGGCUAGACGAUGGCUGGAACCAA
This is a messenger RNA of Melopsittacus undulatus (budgerigar), 486 nucleotides long. Its product is annotated as cilia- and flagella-associated protein 20. NCBI's taxonomy places the organism in Eukaryota, Metazoa, Chordata, Aves, Psittaciformes, Psittaculidae. Gene Ontology annotation, biological process: cilium assembly; regulation of cilium beat frequency involved in ciliary motility; positive regulation of cell motility. The annotation marks the transcript as partial. The record is from RefSeq and is a predicted model, not a curated record. Gene Ontology annotation, cellular component: motile cilium; ciliary basal body. The transcript has 4 exons.